UCAGACAUCGAUGGCUUGGGAAGCAGUACGGUUGGUGGCCAGUUGAUGGCAUCUGCUUCAGCUCAAUCUCCUCUUUCCCAGAAUCAGAAGACAGAUGAUUCUGUUGUUGCAGGAGUUGCUUUUGCCCGAUACCUCUUAAUUGGCUGUUGGAAGAACUUGAUUGACACAUUAUCCACACCGCUGACUGGUCGCAUGGCAGGCAGCUCCAAGGGGCUGGCAUUCAUCUUGGGAGCAGAAGGAGCCAAAGAACAGAACCAAAAGGAGAAGGACUCCAUAUGUUUGAGCCUGGAUGGACUGAGGAGGGCAGCCCGCCUGAGCUGUGCCCUAGGAGUUGCUGCUAACUGUGCAUCUGCUCUUGCCCAAAUGGCUGCUGCAUCCUGUGUCCAAGAAGAGAAAGAGGAAAAAGAAAUCCAAGAGCCCAGUGAUGCUAUAGCUCAAGUGAAACAGAAAGUGGAGCAGAAACUGGAGCAGAUGGGAAAAGUGCAGGGUGUCUGCCUACACACUGCUCAUGUUUUGUGUAUGGAUGCAGUCCUAAAUGUGGGCCUGGAGAUGGGAAGCCACAAUCAAGACUGCUGGCCUCAUGUGUUCAGGGUGUGUGAGUACAUCAGCACUCUGGAGCACACCCAUUUCAGUGAUGGCACCUCCCAGCCCUGCCUUACCAUUACCCAGUCACAGCAGGCACCUGGAGGCCCACACUCAGACACUGAGCUGGGAGAGGCUUCUCAAGAACAGACCCCUGAGCAGGAGACCACCCUCAGCAGUAAUCCUGUCAUUCAGCCAGUUUCCAUCCAGGAACUUGUCAAGGAGAGCAGUAAAGGCAGAGCUUUUGACUUCCGUGGAGGCAGCCUGCUGUGUGGGACCAGUGCUGCUAAGGCUGUUCUCACACUCUCCACACAAGCAGACAGGCUCUUUGAAGAUGCUGCUGAUAAGUUAAAUUUGAUGGCACUGGCAGGCUUCCUUUACCAGCUCAAGAAGGCUUCUCAGGCCCAACUUUUCCAUUCUGUCACAGAUACAGUUGAUUACUCCCUAGCAAUGCCAGGAGAAGUAAAAUCCACCCAGGACAGGAGAAGUGCACUUCACUUGUUCCGACUUGGUGAUGCCAUGCUCAGAAUUGUGAGGAGUAAAUCCCGCCCACUGCUCCACCUCAUGCGCUGCUGGAGCCUGGUGGCACCUCACCUGGUGGAGGCUGCCUGUCACAAGGAGAGGCAUGUGUCUCGGAAGGCUGUCUCCUUCAUCCAUGACAUCCUUACCGAAGUGCUGACGGACUGGAAUGAGCCUUCUCAUUUUCAUUUUAAUGAGUCACUUUUCCGCCCCUUUGAGCGUAUCAUGCAGCUGGAGCUGUGUGAUGAGGAUGUGCAAGACCAGGUGGUCACCUCCAUAGGAGAGUUGGUGGAAAUGUGUUCUACCCAGAUCCAGUCAGGAUGGAGACCCCUGUUCAGUGCCCUGGAAACAGUUCACAGCGGCAAUAAGUCAGAGGUUAAAGAGUACCUUGUAGGAGAAUACUCUAUGGGGAAACGCCAGGCCCCAGUGUUCGAUGUCUUUGAAGCAUUUCUAAACACUGACAGCAUCCAGGUCUUUGCCAAUGCCGCCACCAGUUAUAUUAUGUGCCUUAUGAAGUUUGUGAAAGGACUGGGGGAAGUAGAUUGUAAGGAGAUGGGUGACUGUGUGCCAGGAUCAGGAUCAGCAUCUACAGACUUGUGCCUUCCCGCGCUUGAUUACCUCAGGAGAUGUUCUCAGUUGUUAGCCAAAAUCUACAAAAUGCCCUUGAAACCUAUUUUCCUCAGUGGCCGGCUGAUUAAUAUGCCCCGAAGAGUGCAGGAGCAGUCAGCCAGCAGUGAGGAUGGUAUUGAGUGCAUCCUUUCUGACUUUGAUGAUGACACUGGCCUUAUCAAUGUCUGGAUUAUUCUGCUGGAAGAAUUAACAACUGCCAUAUCCAACUGUCCCCGCCAGCACCAACCUCCAACUCUAGAUCUGCUCUUUGAAUUGCUGCGGGAUGUUGCCAAGACACCUGGCCCAGGAUUUGGCAUUUACGCAGUUGUACAUCUUCUUCUUCCUACAAUGUCCCUUUGGCUCCAUCGCAGCCAUGGUGACCAUUCUUACUGGGAUGUGGCAUCUGCUAAUUUCAAGCACGCCAUUGGCCUUUCUUGUGAACUCGUAGUGGAGCACAUUCAAAACUUCAUACACUCAGAUAUUGGUUAUGAAAAUAUGAUCAAUACUAUGCUAAAAGAUCUUUUCAAGUUGCUGGUCGCCUGUGUAGCAGAACCAACAGAAAUUAUUUCCAGAGUUGGCUGCUCUUGUAUCAGGUAUGUAUUAGUGACAGCAGGACCUGUUUUUACUGAAGAGAUGUGGAGGCUUGCAUGUUGUGCCUUGCAGGAUGCAUUCUCUGCCACUCUGGAGCCAGUAAAGAACCUAUUGGGCUAUUUCCACAGUGGUUCUGAAAGCUUUAGUGGAGACGCCUGUGAAGUGAAGGUGGCAGCCCCCUCCCUCUCGCCGAGUGCUGAGGCUGAAUAUUGGAGAAUCAGAGCCAUGGCACAACAGGUCUUCAUGCUGGAGACUCAGUGCUCCCCAAAGACCCCUAGCAACAAGGAGGGGUUUGAACAUGCCCAAUCAUGUGUGCUUGUCAUUGACCUGCCACCAGAUAAGAAACCAAAUGGGCAUACCCAGAGAAGGUAAAAUAUCUUCUCAGGAGAACACUAUGUUGUUAAAAACAAGGUAAAAUUAUUGUCAGGCUGGCAGAGAUGGGAACAGAGGCUGUGCCUUUCUACAGGUCUCU
Messenger RNA from Meleagris gallopavo (turkey), 2773 nucleotides. The record is from RefSeq and is a predicted model, not a curated record. Lineage: Eukaryota; Metazoa; Chordata; Aves; Galliformes; Phasianidae.